Molecule: messenger RNA, 453 nt
Organism: Rotaria sordida
Lineage: Eukaryota; Metazoa; Rotifera; Eurotatoria; Philodinida; Philodinidae
Source: the annotation of a GenBank genome assembly
AUGAUCAUAUCAAUCUGUAAAUCAGAGCAAGAAGAUCAACAUAUUAUUCAUGCUCUAUUUGGUGAUAUAUAUAAAAAUGAUAUUGUUUAUUAUGGAUUCGUUGAUCUGGAUAAAUCCGAAUACAAUAUAUUAAGUACAGUAAAUGUCGAUGAUGUUGGAAAUCCUCAAAAAAGAAAACAUCAAAUUGUACCAUUGACAUAUGAUCCUUCAAAUGAUAUUGUAUUUAUGUCAGCUAUAAAUAAUCAAAAUAAAACAAUAUUAAGUGUAAUUGAUGCUACAAAUGGUAUGCUUUUACAUACAUUUAAUUCAAUUCCUAAUGAAAUUAUUUCUCUUCAAUAUGAUAUAUUCAAUAAUAAAUUAUUUGCACAUGCUGAAACUAAUGAUAAAAAUUUAACACAAAUUGUAGAAAUCGAUACAAAUAAUGGAAAUUUUAGGACAAAUAUCUGGAGCUAA